Molecule: messenger RNA, 1785 nt
Organism: Pistacia vera
Lineage: Eukaryota; Viridiplantae; Streptophyta; Magnoliopsida; Sapindales; Anacardiaceae
Product: integrin-linked protein kinase 1-like
Exons: 12
Coding region: 124-1506 (460 amino acids)
Biological process (GO): protein phosphorylation
Molecular function (GO): protein binding; protein kinase activity; ATP binding
Source: RefSeq, a predicted model, not a curated record
AAAACGCAUACUAAAAACGUUACUCAAAUCGCUGAUCAUAACGGUUAAAUCCUUUUUCUCUUUGAACUCGAUCUUAAUUAGAUUUUAAGCUUUUAAAAGAACAAUCUUUGCGUAAUUUUGUUAAUGAGUAUGGAGACGAAGGCGCCGGCGAGGACGACCCUGUUAAAGCAGUCGUCGUUAGCUCCGGAUCGGCAGCGGAAGGAGGCGGAGCUGAUUGACGGCGAAGACGACGGCGGGAACAUCAAGCCGGAGGUGAGUUUGAUGUACUUGGCCAAUGAGCGUGACUUGGAAGGCAUCAACGAGCUCUUAGAUUCCGGCAUCGAUGUAAAUUUUCGUGAUAUUGAUGACCGUACGGCUCUCCACGUGGCGGCGUGCCAGGGCUUCACAGAGGUUGUCGAAUUGUUGCUCCAACGUGGUGCUGACGUGGACCCCAAAGAUCGUUGGGGCAGCUCGCCCCUUUCAGAUGCUAUAUAUUAUAAAAACCAUGAUGUGAUUCAACUUUUGGAGAAGCAUGGAGCAAAACCUCUGAUGGCUCCAAUGCAUGUCAAUCACGCCCGUGAAGUUCCGGAGUACGAAAUUGAUGCUCAUGAACUUGAUUUUACGAAUAGUGUUGAUAUUACUAAGGGGACUUUCCGUAUGGCAUCAUGGCGUGGAAUUCAAGUUGCUGUAAAAAGGCUCCCAGAGGAAGUGAUUACUGAUGAAGAUAAAGUGAGGGCAUUUAGGGAUGAGCUUGCAUUGCUUCAAAAGAUUCGACAUCCAAAUGUAGUCCAAUUUCUGGGUGCUGUAACACAAAGUAGUCCAAUGAUGAUUGUGACAGAAUAUUUACCUAAGGGAGAUCUUCGUGCAUUCUUGAAAAAAAAAGGAGCACUGAAACAAUCGACAGCUGUGAGAUUCGCACUUGAUAUUGCAAGGGGAAUGAAUUAUUUGCAUGAGAAUAAACCAGCACCAAUUAUUCACCGUGAUCUUGAACCUUCAAAUAUAUUGCGGGAUGAUUCUGGACAUCUGAAAGUUGCAGACUUUGGAGUUAGCAAGUUGCUUACAGUCAAAGAAGAUAGACCCCUAAUUUGUGAAGACGCUUCGUGUCGGUACGUGGCUCCAGAGGUUUUCAGAAAUGAAGAGUAUGAUACCAAAGUAGAUGUAUUCUCAUUUGCUUUAAUUUUACAGGAGAUGAUUGAAGGUUACCCGCCGUUUUGCAUGAAGCAAGAUGAUGAAGUACCUAAAGCAUAUGUUGCUAGAGAGCGUCCACCUUUUAAAGCUCCUGCAAAGCGUUAUGCACAUGGACUUAAAGAGUUGAUUGAAGAAUGCUGGAAUGAGAAGCCAGCUAAGCGACCGGCAUUCAGGCAAAUAAUAACAAGACUGGAAUCCAUUAAUAACAGUAUUGGUCAUAAAAGGCGUUGGAAGGUCAGAACAAUGAAAUGCUUUCAUAAUCUGGAGGCCCUUCUGAAGAAAGAUCAUUCCAGUCCUAGCAGCCGAAGUAAUUCAUCUCGUUCAACUAGGAGCAUAUGAAGAAUUGAGGAUCGAUAUUUUAUCUAUUUUGUGAGUUUGCCGAAGUUUUCCUUUUCCAAUUGGGUAGCACAAAGAUUGGUUUUCUCGGGGUGGUGGGUGGUAUAGCUUCUUAUUUCCGAAAUUCCACAUGUAUGUAGCCAAUGAAAAUUCUCAUCCAGAUUUUUAGCUUCCCCUUUGAAUUUCUGGGGUGAGGAUCAUAUUUGUACAAUGUAUUGCUUUAACAAGUUUAAAAAUUUAUAGCUCUGUACAUUAUGUGCAUAUUCGCGAUCUUGAAUUUCA